This is a messenger RNA of Eurytemora carolleeae, 884 nucleotides long. RefSeq lists its product as uncharacterized. The transcript is spliced from 13 exons. The record is from RefSeq and is a predicted model, not a curated record. NCBI's taxonomy places the organism in Eukaryota, Metazoa, Arthropoda, Copepoda, Calanoida, Temoridae. Gene Ontology annotation, molecular function: serine-type endopeptidase activity. Gene Ontology annotation, biological process: proteolysis. Bases 16 to 786 code for a protein of 256 amino acids.
UUAUUAAAUAUUGAAAUGUUUAAAAGGUAUGAAAAUGGUGUCGUUCCUCCGACCUUUAUGGGGUGUACCUACCUACCAACUCCACAGAGUUUCAAUCCUGUUUGCAACGUCAACAAAAUGAGAGGUUUGAAUUUACCUUUCAAUGGAUUUAUUGUGUACAAUGAGAAUGGGACGAACACAACAUGUUACAGGGAUAUGCCUGUUGCUGAGAACCAUGGUUGGUGUGCAGUCUGCUCAGUUCAUAAUGGAGAAUCUGAUGAUGAGAAUAGUUGUGAAUAUGAGGGAAUACACACCCCUGAACUAGACAAGGGCUGGGGAUUCUGUUCAGAUUCAUGCACAUUCCCGGAUGAGGAAUUGUUGGGAACCUCUUUGCAAGAAACAUCAAUAACCGUGUUUAGUAACGAACAAUGUUACAGUUUAAACAACAACACCUGGACCUUUAAUCCAAAACUAGAACUUUGUGGAAGUCACAUCUGGCGUAGAAAGGGAGUUUACAUGAGAAGAAAUCACGAUAAAGAUGCUGAGAAGGAAUACGAGACGACUCCUAUAGUUGAAGAAUUGAUUGGUGCAGCUGACGCCUGUCAAGGUGACUCAGGAGGACCAAUGGUCACUCAUGAAGACCCAAGUAACCCUGGUAAAUCUGUUCUGGUUGGUAUUGUGAGUAGAGGGAAGGGUUGCGGUCAGACUGGACAAACAGCUAUCUAUACAAGGGUGUCUGCAUUUUAUAACUGGAUAGUUGACACAAUAAAGGCUGACAAAGAAAAGUAUUGGAAAUGUACUGACUAAACAAGUUGCUGACUUGCCUCGAGAUUUUUGGAAUUUUACCAAAAAGUAUAAAUUUUGUCAAAAUGGAUAAUUAAGAAAACUUAAUAAAUAUUAAGAUA